This is a messenger RNA of Meloidogyne enterolobii, 735 nucleotides long. Lineage: Eukaryota; Metazoa; Nematoda; Chromadorea; Rhabditida; Meloidogynidae. The record is from the annotation of a GenBank genome assembly.
AUGAACAAAUUGGACGUAUGUGCUUUGGCCUUACGAACUCCGACAGACAAAGAAAUUGAUUUUCUUAAAGCUCUCGGCAACGAAUUUGGAUCUUUUGAGUCUUCCAAUUCAGCAGAAACACCUUCUAAUGAAUUUUGUGAUCAACAAACAAUUCAACAAAAAGAGGAUUGGUUAAUGUUUAGAAAAAUGGUUCAAAAAACGCCUCCCGGACUUUUAUCAAUAUGUGCAAUAAUUGAUUUAACACAAGCAAAGGCUUCCUCUUCCAAGGAAAAUCAAUUAGAAGAAGAAUUAAUAUCUUCAAAUUUGGCUUGGAAUAAAUUAAAAGAGUUAAAUACGCACUUUAUUAUGAGACCAACAGUUUUACCUCAAAUUCUCGUUCAUUUGACAGAAAUGCUAGUUGGAAUUUUGGGGAUUUGUAGUGACUCUUCUAGCGUUGCUCGUCGUUUCGGCCUUUCCAAGGUGCCUCGUUUCUUUCGUUUAGUUCUUCAAUUAGAACGGCCUUUUUACGAUUUAUUUAGAAUUAUUGUUGAGCUUUUUUGUAGAACAUGGAAGGAUAUGAAUGCAAAAUUUGAUGAAAUAAACAAAGUCUAUAAUGUUGUCCAAGACCAAUUUGAACGUUCACUUUUUGAAAAUCCAAAUUCCUUAGAACAAUUAGAAAUUGAAAUGCUUCGCAAACGAUUUUCUUAUUUCAAUAUGCAAAAGGUGGGGGGUUUUUUUAUUUUAAAAUUUAUUUAG